Messenger RNA from Chanos chanos (milkfish), 1740 nucleotides. RefSeq names its product arsenite methyltransferase. Bases 195 to 1343 code for a protein of 382 amino acids. The record is from RefSeq and is a predicted model, not a curated record. Lineage: Eukaryota; Metazoa; Chordata; Actinopteri; Gonorynchiformes; Chanidae. Gene Ontology annotation, biological process: toxin metabolic process; arsonoacetate metabolic process. The transcript is spliced from 11 exons. Gene Ontology annotation, molecular function: arsenite methyltransferase activity. Gene Ontology annotation, cellular component: cytosol.
UCCAGUACACAGUGCAGACUUACGUUUCAUAUGUGUCGGCAUUGUUAAAGAAAGAUACCUAUUCCAAUUACACUCCCCACAGAUUUUCGCGCGUUUCAAAAAAACAAAAACAAAAACAAAAAGAGUAAAUUUCAACGGAAUCUCAUCUCCAUCUGAACAGGCUACACAACAGGCAAAAUCCGAAUUCGAGAGAUAUGGCGUCAGUUGUGCACGAGAAUGUGAAGAGUUAUUAUGGCUCUCGCCUGCAAACUUCAUCGGAUUUACAGACCAACGCGACAUGUUCAAAGCCCGCUCGACCACUUCCAAAAAGCGCAGCUGAAGCCCUUAAACACGUCCAUCCUGAGGUGUGCAGUCGGUACUUUGGGUGUGGUCUGGUGAUCCCUGAGAAGUUGGAGGGCUGUAAGAUCCUGGAUUUGGGCAGUGGAUCUGGCAGAGACUGCUAUGUCCUCAGCAAACUAGUGGGGAAGGAUGGCCGUGUUACUGGCUUAGACAUGACUGAAGAAAUGAUUCUCAUCUCCCAGAAAUAUGUACAGUACCAUCAAGAAAAGUUUGGCUAUGAGGAACCAAACAUGGAGUUUGUUCAGGGAUACAUGGAAAGACUUAGGGACGCAGGCAUAGAGAGCAAUUCCUUGGAUGUCAUUGUGUCAAACUGUGUGAUAUGCUUGUGUCCUGACAAGAGAGCUGUACUGAAAGAAGCCUACCAAGCUCUCAAGGAAGGAGGAGAAUUUUACUUCAGUGACAUGUAUGCAAGCAAAGUUGUCCCAGAAUCUUUUAAAGAAGACCAAGUUUUGUGGGGUGAGGGAAUGGCUGGUGCCCUCUACUGGCAAGACCUGAUCUCUUUAACUAAGGAGAUUGGCUUCAGCACCCCAUGCUUAGUGUCCUCCAGUCGCAUCGUGGUGCAUAACCCUGAUCUCCAGAAAAAAACAGGAGACGUUCAGUAUGCGUCAGGAACAUACCGUUUCUUUAAAAUUCCCAGAGACUUGGUGAAGACUAGAGCUGUGGUCACAUACAGAGGGACUGUACUGGACUGUGCGGAGCAGCUGGAGUUCGAUGCCUCGCAUGUUUUUAAGACAGGUGCACCAGUGGAGGUAGAUGCAGAAAUGGCAGCCAUACUUCAGCUCAGCCGUUUCUCUGUAGACUUCUCAAUCCAAAAGUUAGAUACUCCGGAACACAAACAAGACCCUAAUCCCUCACAGUUUUGCCAUCUCAGCCCGUUCCUGCUGGCAGACAGACUGGGUUGCUCCAUCCAGCAGUGUUCCAAGACAGGGAAGACAGGAGACGGUGGAAAGGAUCCCAGCACAGUGUGUGACGGCAAAACAACCACAGGGGCCUGCAAACAAUGAGCAAAGACCUCUCCUUCAAACCUAAUGCCACUACAACAAAACAUGUUUUCUCUUUCGCUUCUCUUGUUGAUCAGAAUGAAAAAAUGCACCGUUUUCUUUUUAGGUGUGAGAACAUACAAAUAAGUCAAACAAGUCUUGCCGUUUUUUCAGUAUAAUUGAUGUAGUGUCCAAAUGUAAUUGUAUUAGAUCAGUUGGUUUUGACACUAACAUUUUAUUUUCUGUAAUUUAAAUACUGCCACAAAUUAAAAUGUAAUUGCAUUUUACAUUUGGAAUAAGAUUUAUACAGGUAUUUGAGAGUACUAUAAUGUGUUAAAACUAUUCUAAAAAUGUAGAAAAAUAAUGAGUCUUCUAACAUGAAAUCAUCCCCUUAUCACUUUUCACAUUAAAUGUUUUAGCA